AUGACCCCGACGCGCCUGAAAUCGGGUUCUCGCACAGGUUGGCUUUUUAAUUAUCACUCCACUACAGAGGUUGUUGAGAUUGAAAGGCGUGUUGAAGAGGAAGGUACUAACCGUGCUGCACUAGUACUGCUUUUCCAGGAUCAUGCGGGGGAUACCUUCUCUGUGAAUCUCCAUUAUAACCCUUACAUUAUGCUACUCCCUGUUGAAGGGCAUGAGCGUGAUGUGGAGCUUGGUUUGAUGGCGAAGUUCGGUCCACAGCUUAUUCAUCGUAUUGAAAUAGUUGAGAAGGAGGAUCUAGACCUUAUAAACCACCUGAGCGGACGGAGACGUCUUUACAUGAAGGUGGUGUUCCAAAACGUGCAGGAUCUCACUACCGUUCGCAGCCACUUAAGCCAUAUAGUCCAACGCAACAACGCCAUCUCCUCCGACGACGCGUCCCUUUGGAAGAACUUUAGCAACGUCUCGCUCCGAGAGGCCAUGGCGAAACCUUUUGAGGAGGAUCUUUUUAACGCCGGCCCUGAUCGCUGGACGGAAUGGGUGCAAGAUAUGCGCGAGUACGACGUGAAGUAUUACAUGCGUGUUGCGAUUGAUAUGAAGGUGUUUUGUGGGUUGUGGUAUGACGUCACGGUAACCGAUGGCGAGACGAGCCUCGUGCGUUGCGAUGAUAGCAAGUACGCGCCGGCCAUGCCGCGGGUGGUUGCUUUUGAUAUCGAGACAACCAAGGCCCCGUUGCGUUUUCCACAACCGGAGGUGGAUCAGAUCUACAUGAUAUCCUACAUCUUGGAUGGACGCGGUUACUUAAUUGUGAACCGUGAGAUCGUGACGGAGGAUAUCCACCCAUUCGAGUACACCCCACGGCCGGAGUAUGAAGGGCACUUUGAAACUUUCAAUGAGCCGGACGAGGCCGGCGUUUUGCGUCGGUUCUUCUCCGAAAUGAACAUAUACCAGCCAAACGUGUACGUCACGUAUAAUGGGGACUACUUUGACUUUCCCUUCAUCCAUGCACGCGCGCUUUUUCAUCGGAUGAACAUGCGCAAGGAGAUCGGCUUCUCACAAGGGGCCGACGGCGCCUUCCUGAACCAGCAGAUCCCUCACCUGGAUUGCUUCUACUGGGUGAAACGUGAUUCGUACUUGCCGCAGGGAAGCCAAGGCCUGAAGGCCGUCACGAGAGCAAAGCUCGGCUUCGACCCUAUUGAAGUAGAUCCUGAGGAUAUGUUGCCACUCGCGCAAACGCAGCCACAGCGUAUGGCCUCGUACUCCGUCUCGGAUGCCGUGUCGACCUGGUAUCUUUAUCAAAAGUAUAUUCAUCCUUUUAUUUAUUCGUUAGCCACGAUCAUCCCUAUGCCCCCGGAUGACGUGCUCCGCAAAGGCUCUGGUGGAUUGUGUGAGGCGUUACUCAUGGUGAAAGCGGAGGCCAAUAAUGUUAUCUUCCCUAAUAAAAAGGAGAUGCAACGGGAGCAGUUCUAUGACGGGCACCUAAUCGACACCGAGACGUACAUUGGUGGUCGAGUCGAAGCUCUUCGUAGUGGCGUCUAUCGCGCCGAUUUGCCCCUUGCUUUUAAUCUGAACUCCGCAACCUAUCAGAACCUCAUAAACGACCUGGACGAUACGCUUCGUUUUACCCUGGAAAAUGAAAACCACGUGAAGGUGGAGGAGGUAACCAAUAUGGAGGAGGUGCGAGCGCAGGUUAUCGCCGCGCUAACCCAUCUCCGUGACCACCCCAAGCAGCAGGAGAAACCCGUUAUCUAUCACUUGGAUGUGGGCGCCAUGUACCCAAACGUGAUUCUCACCAAUCGCCUCCAGCCCUACUCCAUCCCAAGCCCGGAUGUCUGCGCGGGCUGCUGCUUCAACUCCCCUAAUAACGAGUACGGCUGCAAACGAGUGAUGUCGUGGAAGUGGCGUGGCGAACUCUUCACCGCCGGCCGCUACGAGUUUCAACGAGUUAAAGCGCAGCUCGAGAAUGAGUCCUUUGCUGCCGCGGCUAUUGAGCAGGCCAAUCUCUCCGCGGUGCAGAAAAAGACGUACGGCAACCGAAAGGGCAACGUGUUGGAGGGAACGGCGUACGAACAACGAUCCGACUGGAGGCAACGCAGGGACGGAGAGCGCGGGCAGCCGUUCGGCGCCGGAGGUUAUCGCAAAGGCACCAAACUCCAACAGCGCGAGGCGGCUGAGGCUUUUCUGCCGAAGGAAACCACUUCCGGCAAAUCCAAAGGGGAUGGCGCCGACGCGGACAGUGACCAUCCCGGUGACGAUUCCGACGAGGAGGGCGGCGGCAAUGGCCUAAAGUCUUAUCAGAAGCUUAGCGAAAACACGCAGUUCAGCAUUUUAAAGAAGCGAAUGGCGGAAUACAGCCGAAAAGCGUACGGUAAGAUUCACGAGACGCGUGAGAUUGUGCGCACAAAUGUUGUCUGUCAGCGGGAGAAUUCCUUUUAUGUGGACACUGUGCGGCAAUUCCGAGAUCGGCGCUACGAGUACAAGGCCGCCCUAAAAACGUGGAAAAAAAAGCUAGAGGCCGCCAAGAGCCCCGAUGAGGUGAAGCUUUGUCAGAGCCGCUGCAUCCAGAUGGAAUCUCUACAGCUUGCCCACAAGUGUAUUUUGAACUCCUUCUACGGUUAUGUGAUGCGGAAAGGGAGCAGGUGGUAUAGCAUUGAAAUGGCAGGCAUCGUGACGUACUGCGGGGCCUCACUGAUUCAGAUGGCCCGAGCCUUCAUGCAGGAGAUUGGCAUCACGCUGGAGCUCGAUACGGAUGGGAUUUGGUGCUGUCUCCCCUGCACUUUCCCGCAGAACUUCGUCUUCACCACGUCGAACCCGCAGAAACCGAGGGUUGCCGUGUCGUACCUCUGCGCCUUGUUCAACAAGAUGGUCGGCGACCGCUACAGCAAUGACCAGUACCAGGCUCUCGUGCGUCCUGGCGUGUAUGAAACGCGUAAGGAGUGCACGAUCUAUUUUGAACUCGAUGGUCCGUACCAUGCGAUGUUGCUGCCGGCAAGUCGGGAGGAGGGCAAGAGUAUCAAAAAGCGUUAUGCGGUGUUUAACUCCGAUGGCCAGAUCGCGGAGCUGAAAGGGUUUGAGCUGAAGCGGCGUGGCGAACUAAUGCUUAUUAAGGACUUUCAGUCGCAGGUGUUCAGCCGCUUUCUGGAUGGCGACAGCUUGCAAGGGGCGUACGCCGCCGCGGCGGCGGUGGCCAAUGUUGCCUUGGACAUGCUCGAAUCUAAAGGGGAGGGCUACGAGGUGGAGGAAAUUUUGGAGAAGAUUACGGAGAGCAGCAACAUGACUCGACGGCUAUCCGAGUACCCCGAGAACCAGAAAUCGCUCGCUAUCACCACGGCGCGCCGCAUCGCGGAGUUCCUCGGGCCGCAGAUGGUCAAGGACAAGGGUCUCGCCUGCCAGUUUAUCAUCUCGCGUCUUCCUAUCAGCCGCUCCGUAACCGAGCGCGCGAUUCCGGUAACCAUCUUCCGCGCGGAGCCCGCGGUGCGCACACAUUUCCUGCGAAAGUGGACUGGUGAUGCGUCGCUGCCCUCGGAAAUCGACCUCAGAAGCUUGCUGGAUUGGGAAUACUACACUACACGGUUUAACGCGUGCGUGCAGAAGAUCAUCACGAUCCCGGCGGCGCUGCAGUUCAUCCCCAACCCAGUGCCGCGUGUACCCCAUCCGGAUUGGUUGCAGAAACGGGUGAGGCAGCAGGACUCCCGCUUUCGUCAGCUUUCGCUGAGUGGUCUGUUUGACAAGAAGGGGUCCAAUGAGAAGCUGAAAAGCAUGCGCAACAAUAGCCACAAUGAAGAAGACGAUGGUGAAGGGGAAGCUGGCCUUAUAACCGAAGAUGCACCUUCCGAGGCAGGGCUUAAGGUGACGGUGGAAUUGCAAGAUGUUGAGGACCUGGCGGGGCGCGCAAAUGGAAAAUCCAAGUCCAAGGGCUCAACAUCGGCGACUCGAAAACAGGAGCACAUCGUCGGGGAUAGUGACUGGGAAGACGAAGAUGGUGAUGGCUCGUGUAUCAGCUCCGAGGAUGAUCUCGAGCGCAUCAGGCGUGAACAGGAAGCUCUUGAAGAAGUUGCCGUGCAGACUCUGAAGGAAAAGUAUUUCUCACCCAAAAGCUCAAAGAUUAUAGAUACGUCGUUUUUCACUGACCCUGGGAUGCCUGCAUGGCUCAAAGCCCAAAAACAGGCCUGGGUUCACCGUGCGCGACUGCGCAAGGAGCUCAUGCAGCAGGGUGACGAAGCCGCGGCACAAUUCUCGCUUGAUACCGCCCAGCGGACUCGCAUGGGGCAUUUUAUCGAUCUCAAAUCGCGUGCGCUUUCCACUAUGUGGAAUGUCUUAGAAGUCCGCGAGCAGCCGGAUGAUCAGGAUACGGUGCUAGUCUUGGCCGCCCUGGGAAGCAUUCUCUGCACGUUUCGCGUCCAAGUGCCCCGUCGCGUGAUCGUUGACAUGGAUCCUCGCGCGCCGCCGUUAUCCUACGAGGAUGGGUCGGUGGUCGAGGUGUCCAACCGCAUCUUACCUCGGAAUCGCCCGAGAGGACGGCAAUACCAAGUGACCUUGCAACCCGGCCCCGCCGGCGAGAGACGACUCAACGAGAUCAGCAUCACGGAAGGCGUCCGACAACUCUACGAGGCCCACAUCACCCGAGUGGAUCAUUUGAUCGAAACCCUAGGGUGCUGCGCCGACGUGGAUACGGCGCUUUAUCUCGAGAACGCCAAAACCCGCCCCCCUUCCCAACGCGACGUCUUCCGGCUGGAGGAGCUCACCAUGUCUAGCAGCACGCGGUAUCUCGACAAGUUGAUGGAGCGGGUGGUUUUCAUCUUUCACGUCGCGGCGGACACCCGUGGGGUGUUGGCGUUUGUGAACCCGCAGAGCGGCGUCGCGACGGUGGUGUUUGUGCAGCCCGCGGCCGCGGCCCCCCCUUCCGUGAACUGGACGGCCCUCCGUGAGGAAGCGAUGAAGCACAUGGGGCUGCCGGCGAAGGGGGAGUUAAGCAUUCAUACGGAGACCGUCUCAGAUAUUGCUAGCGGGUGGCGUGUGGUGCAUCAGGCCCUUUCAGAGGCGAUUGAGAGCCCUGGGAAGUCGCCGGUGCUUGCCGUUUUGGAGAGCUCGCAAAGCACCAGCCAGCUGCUGCUUCAGCGCGCGUUACCCGCGAACGUGCCGUACCUUAGGCUGAUGGGGGCCUCCGAGGACGAAAAGCUUUUCACGGAUCCCUUUCGCUGGGCACGUCUGCUGGGUCGACGCAUGCUGCAUCGGUACUACGCGUCUACGCUGUGGGUGGAGCAGCGCGUCGCGCUGAGCCGCAUAUCCGGGAUUCCGGUGUGUAACUUGGCGCAGGAUAGCUGUGUGCAUGUGCUUGAUGUCCUCUACACACGCGCACUCCAUCGCCGCUCACAUGUCAUGUGGUGCAGCUCUGAUCCCUCUAUUGCCUUCGAUACCAUUGAGGAGCGAUCCCGCGAGGUGGUUAUGCCUGGUGGCUACACCUCGUGGUGUGUCGAGUUCAGCCUCUCGAGGCUAGAUAUGGCGGCAAUUCUUUUCUCACAGAUGAUACAGGAAGGCAUUGACCCCAGCACGCAGGCGUUGUGUGAUAAAGGUGUCUCUUCACACUUUAACAUUCUCAGAGAUCUAGUCGCCGAUGUGCUCAGUCAGGCGGUGCAUAACAGUAUCGCGGAUAAUCUCUUGAGUAACGUUACUCGAUGGAUUCGUGAUCCGGUAUCGGCGUGUUAUGAGCCACGCUUGGUCGAGACCCUCAACAAUCUCUCCCAUCGCGCGCUGACGAUGGUGCUGUUGCGGCUCGCUAAACUUGGUGGGCGCACCGUCCGGGUAGACAGCGCCUCGAUUACUAUUGUAACACCGAAGUACUCGAUUCAGGAGGCCGCCAGCUUCGCUCGCUUCGUUACCAACUCGUUGCAUGACCAGCCCAUGCUAGUGCUGUUGGCGCUGCAGCCAGUACGCUACUGGCAUCAAUUGGUCUUGUUAAACAAACGCGACUUUGCCGGACUCUACGUAGACGCUACGAAUGAUGAGGUCUUUCGUCUGGAAGAUACCCAAUCUCUAUCAGAAGAACCGCAUAAGGGCUCGUCGCUCCUGCAGCAUCUCAAACUAGAGCAAACGUACAUGAUCCACGGCCGUCUGCCGCAGAAUCUAAAGCGUCGUAUGGAGGAGUGUCUAGGCAGCCUUUUUUGGCGCCUUGCAAGUAUUAUGGAACAGGUAAAGUCCGAUCUCCGCAGCGAAACCACCGUAGCCCUCGUCACCCGAGGCGAGGAUAUCCAUGCCCGUCUUGUUCGUCGCUUCCAAAAGUUCUUUGAGGCUGAAGUUCAACCGGAGCUGAUCGCUGAGGUCGACGCGGUGCGCGAGUCGCGAGAGUUAUACACCGAGGAGGAACGCGAGGCCGCAGCCUCUGGUACGGCUGGGGGUCUCUCUCUAGGAAGUCCUGCCCUGUACUCUAGUGAGAUGCUCGCGCUGGAGUACGCGAAGUAUGUGUGCUGUGUCCUGGAGCACAUCCCUUGUCACGAUGUGGUGUCUAAGAUGCGAAACAACUGUCUGCGGUUGUGCAAUGUGAGCCCCUUCUCACCACAGGCCUUCUUAGAAGUGGAUCCGCUGAGCUUCAUCCGCAUUCAAAGCAUCACGUGCAGCUUCUGUAACGCGUACGUGUCUAUUGACUUGUGCGGGAAGCCCAAGGCUGGUGUCAUUACGUGCCCAGGAUGUCAUACCGCCAUCGCGGCCUCUGGGUUAGAGGCAAGGCUUGUUCGGGAGGUGAACCAAAUGUUGAUGCAGUACGUUCAGCAAGAUUUCGUCUGUCUUAGAUGCAAGGAAAUGGCAACGACUUACUUGUGUGAUAAUUGUUGUGGCCCUUUGGUUGGUAAGGAAAAGAGCAUCCUGAAUUACCUCAAGGCGCUGAAGGUGAUUGCAAACCUACGAGGAUUCACUUUGCUGGAUGAAAUUCUGGACGCUGCCAUAAUGGCCACCUAG
Molecule: messenger RNA, 6948 nt
Organism: Phytomonas sp. EM1
Lineage: Eukaryota; Euglenozoa; Kinetoplastea; Trypanosomatida; Trypanosomatidae
Source: the annotation of a GenBank genome assembly